AUGGGCGUCUCUUUGGAUUGGGCGGGGUUCAUACACCUGCGCCGGCAGCUGGCGGGGCUGCGUCGCCUGAAGGGCGAGGGCGCGGGCCGGAAGCUGCCUAUCCGGCCCCCGCUCCUCUUGCGCAUGGCCGCGGUGCUCCCCGGGGGCAGCCGCUGGCACGCGCUGUUUGUGUGCUGCGUCGUUGGGGUGCUGGGCAUGCUGCGCCGCUCCAAUCUGGUGCCGGGCGCGCUGUCCCUGUUCGGGCAGGAAAAGCACCUGACGCGCGCAGACAUCACGAUUGACGGGGCUAAGUACGCGCUGCGCCUGCGCGGGUUCGUGGGCGCGGUCCCGGCCCCGGCCGACGCCCCUGCGUUCAGCUAUUUCGACGACGCCGGGGCCCUGCGUUCUUUGUCGUUUGACGCUCUGGCCGCGGGCAUCAAGCACCUGGUGGCGGCGGUCGGUUUGGACCCGGCCAGCUACUCCACUCACAGCCUUCGGCGCGGUGGCGCCACCUGGGCGUUUGAGCACAAGGUGCCCACGCUCCUCAUCAAGGCGACUGGGGACUGGAGCAGCGAUGCGUAUGAGGCGUACCUGACUCUGGGCCCGGGCGAGAAGCUGCA
Monoraphidium neglectum is the source of this 599-nucleotide messenger RNA. RefSeq lists its product as hypothetical. The transcript is spliced from 2 exons. Lineage: Eukaryota; Viridiplantae; Chlorophyta; Chlorophyceae; Sphaeropleales; Selenastraceae. Gene Ontology annotation, biological process: DNA integration; DNA recombination. The annotation marks the transcript as partial. Gene Ontology annotation, molecular function: DNA binding. The record is from RefSeq and is a predicted model, not a curated record.